This is a messenger RNA of Brassica rapa (field mustard), 1296 nucleotides long. RefSeq names its product MADS-box protein AGL24. NCBI's taxonomy places the organism in Eukaryota, Viridiplantae, Streptophyta, Magnoliopsida, Brassicales, Brassicaceae. Gene Ontology annotation, biological process: positive regulation of transcription by RNA polymerase II. Gene Ontology annotation, cellular component: nucleus. The record is from RefSeq and is a predicted model, not a curated record. Gene Ontology annotation, molecular function: DNA-binding transcription factor activity; protein dimerization activity; RNA polymerase II transcription regulatory region sequence-specific DNA binding.
GUUGUGAAUCUGUUUCUUUUAUCCUUAAGCAGAUCUCUGGAUGCAUUAAUUCAUCUAGUCUUGUUAUUUCUUUUACUUCUAUGCGUAAUUUCUGGAUCUGAUCUUUCUCUCUCUCUCUCUCUCCUGUCCAUCUAGGGUUUCUUGAGAAUAUUAUUUAAACCCUCUUUAGCUAAUAGUCACACUUCGUUUCCUUUCUUUGUUUCUUGGUCUAAAUGUUUCUAUGGGUAGGGGAGAUUCAAAAUCUAUAGUGAAGAAGAUUGGGUACAAUGGCGAGAGAGAAGAUAAGGAUAAAGAAGAUAGAUAACCUAACAGCGAGACAAGUUACUUUCUCUAAGAGAAGAAGGGGAAUCAUCAAGAAAGCCAAUGAACUUUCGAUUCUUUGCGAUGCUGAUGUUGCUCUCAUCAUCUUCUCUGCUACUGGAAAGCUCUUCGAGUUCUCUAGCUCAAGAUUAUUAAUUUAAAGAAUUGCAUAUAUGGACGAAGGAAAGCUUCAUAUGAAAGAUGGAUUGUUUGUUGAUACGUGUAGUAUGAGAGACAUCUUGGGAAGGUAUAAUCUUCAUGCAAGUAACAUCAACAAAAUGAUGGGUCCACCUUCUCCGUAUCACCAGCAGCUAGAUAAUUGUAACCUCUCCCGACUAAGUAAGGAAGUCGAAGACAAAACCAAGCAGCUCAGACAAAUGAGAGGGGGAGAUCUUGAAGGAUUGAACUUAGAAGAGUUGCAGCGGCUGGAGAAAUCGCUUGAAUCUGGACUUAGUCGUGUGUCUGAAAAGAAGGGCGAAUGUGUGAUGAGCCAGAUAUCUUCACUUGAGAAACGGGGAUCAGAGUUGGUGGAUGAGAAUAGAAGACUGAGGGAGCAAUAUCAGCUAGUGACGUUGGAAAUGGCUAAAACGAUGGCGUUAAAGGAGGCUGUGGAGACAGAGUCGGCGACCACAAAUGUGUCAAGCUAUGACAGUGCAGCUCCCAUUGAAGAUGACUUCUCAGAUACUUCCCUUAAGCUUGGGCUUCCAUCUUGGGAAUGAAUCGGAGAAAGAAGAGUGCAGCAGAGUUGACUUGGAUGAGACAUGAAACAAACUGAUCCGAGUAGUCAUUUUUCACUUUCUUUCCUUUUAAUAAGUGUUGAACAAAAUUCAGAUGUGAAGAAUGAAAUUCUCAAUGCAAUGUGGAGACCGUGAUAGCAAGCUUAUCACAUCGUGUUACUGUUUCUCUUUCUUUUCUAAAACUAUUUUGCAACAAAAAGAAAAAUCAGUGGACCUGCUAUUGUCUUUUAAUUGAUUAUAUAUCUUUAAGACCCAUCUA